Messenger RNA from Zea mays, 6576 nucleotides. RefSeq names its product RNA-binding KH domain-containing protein. Gene Ontology annotation, biological process: carbohydrate metabolic process; regulation of mRNA splicing, via spliceosome; glucosylceramide catabolic process. Gene Ontology annotation, cellular component: nucleus; membrane. NCBI's taxonomy places the organism in Eukaryota, Viridiplantae, Streptophyta, Magnoliopsida, Poales, Poaceae. The transcript has 26 exons. Bases 3619 to 6477 code for a protein of 952 amino acids. The record is from RefSeq and is a predicted model, not a curated record. Gene Ontology annotation, molecular function: beta-glucosidase activity; glucosylceramidase activity; mRNA binding.
GGGAAUACCAGCUGCAGUAAUUUUCUUUGAGUGGGGUGGGGGUGGGGGGUGACUGGGUGAGGGAGUCCCAGCAGCGGUGACUGUUGCGGUGUUGCCGCAUCCACGCCCUAGUCGACCACGCCGCCCCCAGCAGCCCGCUGCUGCCGCGGCUCGCGCCCCCAGGAGCCCCCGCCGUCGCGGCUCGCGCCUCGUAUCCGUAACAGCUACACCGCGCCGCCUACCCCCGCUUCCUGCUGGCUGCAUCGUCCUCAGGUCUUCCGAAGGCGAGCUCCAAUCCCCAACCACUAUUCACAAGAUGACUACAAAACUUGAGCAAUCUUCUGCGGAGCAUCGCCCAGCAAAAUUCGCAGCACCAUCGUCUUUGACCCCCAAGAUCUCAAUGUUUGGGGCAAAAGCUGGAUUCAUCAUACCUAAGAACAAGCUGGCCGGCUCACUCGUAAUCCGGAGCACCAGUGACAAGAAUGAAACACCAACUGCAUCCAACGAAGAUAGCAGCAGGCAUGUUCACAGAAAGACAAAGUGGGGGCCUGACCUUGCUUUGGACCCUGUCGUGUGCAAAGGAAGGGCUUUGGCCUACCAGGUGUCAUUAAUUCAUAUUACUUCAUGAGCAGACUCGAGUGGAGCAAAUUUCCAAGCAGCUGAAGUCUGGAGCUUUGGACACGUCCGAAAUUGAUGGUUCAGUGUCUGCUGGAAAUGAAUUGAAUUCUAUUGGUCCUGACAUCUUGAAAGAGAACGAGCUGGGAAAUGUUGAACUAUUGGAACUUGAAAGACGAGAGCUUAUCGGUGAAAUACUCCGUUUGAAUCCGGGAUAUAAGACACCUGAGAACUACAAACCAGUACUUAGGGAGACAAAAAUCCCUGUUCCGGCAGAAGCACACCCAGGAAAUAAUAUUAUUGGAGUUCUUCUAGGAUCUGAGAGCAAUACCCAGAAGAGACUACAUGAAGAAACUGGUGCUGUCAUUCGAGUGUAUGGGACUAAGAAAAUCAAUGGAGAGAAGAGUGAGAUUCGUCAUCAAGACAUAAAUGAAACACAAGAUGCUUAUGAAGACCUAUACAUCAAUGUAUCGGCUGACUCUUAUGAUAAAGUAGAUGCUGCAGUUGUGUUGAUUGAGCUGCUUCUUGCUCCUGUUUCCGUAAAGUCGACAGCUACUUCAACAGCUGCUACUGUUUCUUCAGCAGAUACAUCCAAGGAUGCAGUUUCAGCUAAUGUGCAACUGGAGCAGAAUACCACGUCACAGCCAGAUCUACUUCAUUACCAAUCACACAACGCACCUUGGCUGCCCACACCCCAGACCAAUGCUCCAUCAAUUCCUUCCACGGGGCCUGUUUUGAGUACAUUACCUAACAAUCCAUCGCAGCCACAACCGCCUGCUGGUUCUUUCAGUAUGCCUCCAUAUACUGGUCAACCUCCUCACAUGAAUAGCAUGCCAGCAAAUCCAUUUCCUGUUCCUGGGCCUCAGCAACCAGUACCAAGCAAUCAACAACAUCCACCUCAAUUUCGAGCUAACUCCUCGAUUGGGCCUUUUUUCGGUCAACCACCUGGUAUUGUAAGCCAACAAAUGCCACCAUCUUCCUCAAUGCCACCGCCAGUUAGACCCCUUCAAAUACCCCAUGCCUCUGGUGGCUGGCCCCCUUUCUCUCCUGUUACAUCACAAUCUCAUAGGCCUCUGCAAGCUCCACCGACUUUUAUGGCAGUGAGACCUCCUAUUUCCGUCUCUCCUCUUGGUGCAACUCCACCGCAAGGUCCCAUUGCAUUGACACCACCAAAUAUGCCCACCAUGUACCGCGGCCAGCAUCCACCAGUACCAAAUUUCACUGGUUCAGCGCCAUUGGUUUCCAGGCCUCCUGGUGGUGGGGCUCAGUCUUUUCCUACAGCUGCGCCUCAAGGCCCUUCCUCAGUAGCAUUUCCCGGUGGACCAUCGCUGCGGCCACCUUACCCUCCGGCGCCUGAUCAAGCGAGGGGGCCACCUCCAGCUUUCUCUCCAGUUGGAUCAACUCCUGGCAUGGUGCCUCCACCUAUUGCAUCUUCCGGCCUGCCUGCCCCGCGUCCUGCGAACACGAGCUGCAUCCAGACACAAGUAGUAGCCCCUUUGAGACCUCCGCUCCCAGCCGCGGGCGAUUUUACUUUCCGGCCUGCCAUACCACCGGCGCAUGCUCCAGAGUUCGCAGCACCAGGCAGUCAAAUGGGAGCAAUACAUGGCAGAACUCACCACCCUGGACCAUUCUCCUCCCAUCCUGGUGACCAGAAGAACCCCAGCCAAGGUUUCCAAGGGCCGUUUGAUGGCAGCAGGCCCAUGUACACGACGAAUCAGGCUCGGAUGCACGCUCCACCUCCUCCACACUUCCACGGAGCCUUCCCCAGGAACGCAUCUCCUCUUGAGUUCCCAGCGGGGUUCCGGGGAGCCUGGCCGUCCGUGCAGGCACCUCCGAUGCCGGCACCGUCACAUCCAUCGUCUUUCCCGCCGUUUCAGUUGAGGCCACCGCCACCGCCGCAGCAGGAUAUGUCUGGCGCAGGCGGCACCAGGUGGCCCGGUGGCAAUCAAAUCUACAACCCUUUUGCACCAACGGCUGCGGCGGCGGCUCAGAGAGCGGAGGCUGACCCUGAGUACGAGGAUCUCAUGGCAUCAGUUGGCAUGAAGUAGCGAAGACUGCUGGCUGGCCCCUGAUCUGUCUGUGGCACAAACACAGAGGCUUCUUCCUAUUGCUUGCCAAGAUGUGCGGGUUACUAAUCUCCUCCAAUGUAUCUCUAGAUGGUACUGAAUUCCGUUCCAUCAUAGACAGGUGCCAUGCUUGAACGAAAAACAAAAAUAAAAAAUAAACUAGUGGACCUUGUUUGAGACAUGCUGUUGGGUGCCGAGGUUGUGUUUGUGCCUAUCUCGAAAUCUCAUGCAUGUGUUGCUCCCGGCGUCAGCUGAUGUUGUUUAUUUUAUGGAGAGGAAUUUGUGAGCCUGUUCUGAGAAAGAAGAACAUCUGUUGGCAUUAUCACGUGUGUGUAUAUAUACAUGAAGGAUGGGGUGGAAUAUGGUAGGUAUGCGGUAUGAUGUCAGGAUGUCUCCAGCAGAUCGUGUAUAUACGGUUGUGUAAAACACUUUCACGAAGUUUGAAAUAGGGGAGACAGUCUCAGUGCUUGUGACUUUUAUGCAAAACUUAUUGUGUCGUACGCUGACGCUAGAACGGGAACUGCCAACGAAACGUCAAGAGAUCUUCCUGGAGUUGGUGGCGACAAGGCCAUUUCGCUGGAAACCAGUCACGGAAAAUGGCGACGUCUCCUGAAUGCCUUUCACCUUCUAGAGGAGGAAGAGGAAUUGAAGCAAGCACAGGUGGACAUGAGAGGCAGGUCCUUGUCAGCUCUCCGGCCGCUGGCAUUUCUUCUAGACUAGAAAAAACAUGUGCUACGACUUCCACGCCCGCCUGCUCGCUAACAAGUACUAUAUGGUAUUGCCGUGCCAGCACCAACAAACAACUGUUGUCGUCCACUGCUUUUGCUUCUGGGUCUUUCGUUCGUAGAUAUAAAACGGAGGGAACGCAGAGCCGGGCGCCUGUCUGGAUUCAUUCUGCGAGAGAUCUGCUGGGGCAUUGAUUCGUCAUCAGGCUCAGCUCUGAUCAGCUUCAACCAUCAUGGGGAGUCAAGAGUCGGAGCAGGCCAAGGUGCUCCCGGGAACCGACUGCCCGCAGCAGCCACCGGCGAGCAGGACCUGGCAGAGGAGGUUCGACGAUGAAGGCAAGAACGUCGCCAUGUUCAGCAUGACCAUGAGCGACCUGGUGGAACUUAUGCCCUUGAUGGUCAAAAUACUCAAGCUGCAGGUGGAAGAAAACGCCGAAGGCCGAGUUGCGGUCUAUGAUCUUCUGAGGAAAUGGAUGGACAACUGCUACCGUGGCGUACCGGUCGGUGGGAUAGGUUCAGGAAGCAUAGGGAGGAGCUACAGAGGGUACUUCCAGCAGUUCCAGAUAUUCCCCGUGACCAACGAAGAGAAACCUGUCCUAGCAAACCAGUUCUCGGCAUUUGUUUCGCGCCCGAACGGGAACAAGUACUCCACGGUGCUGUCGGCGCCAACCGCUGACCUUCUCAAGGGAGUCGGCAAAGCCGGCAUUGGAUCUUGGGACUGGAGGUUGAAGGAGGACAGGUGCACUUACCACGCCCUGUUCCCAAGGUCAUGGACGGUAUAUGAUGGUGAACCUGACCCUGAGAUCAAGAUCACCUGCCGUCAGAUAUCGCCCUUCAUACCGCACAACUACAGAGAGAGCAGCUUCCCGGCUGCAGUUUUCACAUUCACGGUGAACAACUCUGGGAGCUCACCUGCAGAUGUGACGCUGCUCUUCACCUGGGCAAAUUCAGUUGGCGGGAAGUCGGAACUGACAGGAAACCACGUGAAUUCCAAAAUGACGGAGCACGACGGCGUCCGUGGCGUUCUCCUCCAUCACAGGACGGCGGGAGGGCAGCCUCCGGUGACGUUCGCGAUCGCGUCCCGAGAGACCGACGGUGUCCGCGUCAGCGUCUGCCCGUCCUUCACGAUCGCGUCGGGCGGCCCGUCCAGCUCCGGCGAGCCCACGGCGGCGGCCAUGUGGGACGAGAUCAAGAAGCACGGCGCGUUCGGGCACGCCGGCGCCGGCAACGGCAACGCGGCGAGGGCGGCGGCUUCCAAGGCCGGGUCGUCCGUGGGCGCGGCAGUGGCGGCGUCGACGGCCGUGCCGGCGGGGGCGACGCGGGUGGUGUCCUUCUCGCUGGCCUGGGCGUGCCCCGAAGUUAAGUUCCCCGCCGGGAGCACGUACUACAGGAGGUACACCAGGUUCUACGGCACUGAUGCCGACGCAGCUGCAGAGCACCUAGCUCAUGAUGCCCUUCUUGAGCAUAUGAACUGGGAGUCCCAGAUCGAGGAGUGGCAGAAGCCAAUCUUGCAUGACCAAAGGCUGCCUGAAUGGUAUCCAGUUGCUCUGUUCAACGAGCUCUACUACCUCAACGCUGGAGGCACCAUCUGGACAGACGGGCAGGCUCCGAAGAGGGCCGGCUUCGCUUCGUCGUUGACGGCCACCGAGCCGUUCUCCAUCGACACGCUCCUCCCAGUCGCAGCGGGCGGCAGCGCGGUGGACGGCGUCGUGCGCGCGGUGGCGUCGGCGACGGAGCGGUCCCACUCCGCGGCGGCGUUCGGCGCGGCGCUACUGCGCGGCGGCGAGGACAACGUGGGGCAGUUCCUGUACCUGGAAGGCAUGGAGUACAACAUGUACAACACCUACGACGUGCACUUCUACGCCUCCUUCGCGCUGCUGUCCCUCUUCCCCCGGCUGGAGCUGAGCCUGCAGCGGGACUUCGCGCGCGCCGUGCUCCUCCACGACCCUCGCCCCCGGCGCACCCUGGACGGCAGGACCGUGGCGCGCAAGGUGCUGGGCGCCGUGCCGCACGACGUCGGGCUCAACGACCCAUGGGUGGAGCUGAACGCGUACAUGCUGCACGACGCGGCGCGGUGGAAGGACCUCAACCCCAAGUUCGUCCUGCAGGUGUACCGCGACGCCGUGGCCACGGGCGACGCCGCGUUCGCGGAGGCGGUGUGGCCCGCCGUGUACGUGGCCAUGGCGUACAUGGACCAGUUCGACCGCGACGGCGACGGGAUGGUGGAGAACGAGGGGGUGCCCGACCAGACGUACGACAUGUGGUCGGUCUCCGGUGUCAGCGCCUACACGGGCGGGGUCUGGGUGGCGGCGCUGCAGGCGGCGGCGGGCAUGGCGCGCGUCGUCGGGGACCGCCCCGCCGAGGCCUACUUCCGCGCGAGGCGGGACAGGGCGGCGCGCGUGUACGAUGCCGAGCUCUGGACCGGCGCCUACUUCCGCUACGACAACAGCGGCGGCGGCGGCGCCAGCGAGUCCAUCAUGGCGGACCAACUGGCGGGGCAGUGGUACGCGCGGGCGUGCGGGCUGGAGCCGGUGGUGGAGGACGCCAAGGCACGGAGCGCGCUGGCGACCGUGCUGGACUACAACGUCAUGCGGGUCAAGGGCGGCGCCAUCGGGGCCGUGAACGGGAUGCGCCCCGACGGCGCCGUCGACGCAUCGUCCACGCAGUCCAAGGAGGUGUGGCCCGGGGUCACGUACGCCGUUGCGGCGGCCAUGGUCCACGAGGGCAUGACGGAGGCCGCGUUCCGGACGGCCAAGGGCGCCCACGACGCCGCCUGGGGCAACGACGGCUUCGGGUACGCGUUCCAGACGCCCGAGGCUUGGACGGAGGACGGCGGCUAUCGGUCGCUGCACUACAUGCGGCCGCUCGGCAUCUGGGCGAUGCAGUGGGCGCUGUCGCCACCCGAGCUCCACAGGGAUCUCAGGACACCCGAGGCGCGAUCCUCGGAGGAGCCGUCGCCGGCGGACGCUGCCCUCGGGCAGGCGCAGUUCGACAAGGUGGCGAGCAUGUUGAGGCUGCCGGAGGAGCAGCAGCCCAAGGGAUACCUUUGGGCCAUCUACAACCUCGUUAGGCAAAUUGUGCUCCCCGCAUGAGGAUUCUCUUGCUCCAAGCAGCCGCACUCAUGAAUGCAAAUUGAGCCCGUUAUUAUAUAUCUUUUUUUUAUUAAAACCUAAAGCGUUACGGAGCCUUCA